AUGCACGAUCAGGCCAUUGUGCCACAACCACAGCUGGAGAUUUACAACCCUGUCAUAGAAUGGCUCCAUGAGGAUCAGACGUUUUAUGAUUUUUCCUUUCUUCCAACAGAAAUUCGAUUCAUGAUAUGGGAGUUUGUUCUGAAAAACUCACGAAUUAUUCGCAUCAGCCUCAUUGUAGACGGAACGAAAGGCGACGAUGAACCAAUGCUCAGCUACAAUGGAUCUUACACUGCGCAUUUGUACGACAAUCAUACAAUCAGCAAACUUUUCCGAGUGAACAAGGAAUCCAGAAAAGUUGCAAAUGCCUUUUAUCGAGUUCAAUUCUCUUGCAUACUUCAGAAUGUCACCGGGAACAAUGUCACGGAAACUUGUUAUAUCAAUCCUGAAUAUGACACCAUUCAGCUCGAUAUCAAGGGGAGUUCAUCAAGUGCCAGCUUCAUCCAUUUUCUACACGCCUUGAAGAACUACGAUCCACUCCAUAUCGGACUACUGAGCUUAGCUCUGGAUAAACGCUCACUGCUCAACAUUCAUCAAUUUGCCAGACAAGCAGGCCCCAACAUUUCAUCAUUGGGAUCCCGAUCUGCUUUUCUAGCCCCCAUCACUCAGCUUCAACAUCUUUAUUUUGUUAGCACACAUGCAGCUCGCCAGGUUUUCAACCGUGCAGCCCCCUAUAACUGGCCAAUGUUUAACCGCGCAUUACCCAUCAGACCGGUGACAUCCGGCUUUGAGCUUCUCCAUCGAGAUCCACGCUCGAUAGAGCUAGACCUUGCCCGUCAACACUUGGGCGAAGACCCCCGAGAAAUGAUCAUCGCUUGGCGGGAAAUUCUACAUACAUUGCAAAUAUGGCCUACCAAGAUCGACUAUCAGUUCAUGUUGGCUUUCCACCCCCCUACUGGAGUUCGGAUAUCAAACCAGGGAAACGCACUUCAAUGGUUGCGAAGUGAGGAUGCAGAAUGGCAAGGCGCAUGGCGAUUGGGUGACAGUUUAAGGAACGGAAACUGGGCUCUUAGAUACUGGGAGUUUACAGACCGGUUCGGUGAAUGCGAGAUUGGUGCUCUCCACGAACGAAAUCAUAAUGAGAAUCUUGAAAAGGCUGUCAAACCUGCUUUUGGCUUUUGGCUGUUUCCACUCAGGACGAUAUGUAAGUGGCCAGAGGAUACAGCGGAUGAAAAUUGGGAUGUAUGGCCAGCAACGUGUUCGCUGGCUCACGAAUGGCCGGCACUUGCAUUAUCCUCUCUCCCAUGA
Penicillium verhagenii is the source of this 1245-nucleotide messenger RNA. Its product is annotated as 2EXR domain-containing protein. Bases 1 to 1245 code for a protein of 414 amino acids. The transcript has a single exon. The record is from RefSeq and is a predicted model, not a curated record. NCBI's taxonomy places the organism in Eukaryota, Fungi, Ascomycota, Eurotiomycetes, Eurotiales, Aspergillaceae.